AGCUUCGUAGAGAAAGCUACGAGCAGUGAGCUUCCGUUCUCUGCUAGGCUCCCACCCGCUCCGCCAUCAUCUUGAACAAUAAAAAGGAUUAAAAUAAAACCAAGACGACUAUUAUGUCUGACAGCAGAGUCAGACUAAUCUAGUGACAUUAUAUACGUUGAUUAAAUAUGAGAGCGGCGGAAUAUGAUGAUGAUGAUGAUGAUACGCGGUACAGUGUCGUUUUGUUCACUGACAAUCAGCUGAUGUUCAUCUGGAGCUGAGAGAGAGAGAGAGUCGCACUUAUGAGCCUUUACUCAAACAUCUAACAUUUUAUCUGCACAUUCAGCGAUAAAUGUAUGGCAUUGAUGCUCAAAUGAAGAUUGCUUGUGUGGACUGAAGAAAGCAGCGUUUUAUUUUCACCAGGCCGGACACUGAGCUAGCUUUAGCUUUUAGCUUUAGCUUUGGCUUUUAGUUUUAGCCUUUAGCUUUUAGCUUUAGUUAGCUACAGCGGAGACACCACGGCGCUGGCCAUGCCAUCGAGUGUGCGGGCCGGGAGUCUGAAGGACCCGGAGGUGGCUGAGCUCUUCUUCAGGGAGGAUCCAGAGAAACUCUUCACAGACCUCCGGGAGAUCGGCCAUGGAAGUUUCGGUGCCGUCUAUUUUGCCCAUGACAUCCGCACCAAUGAAGUGGUGGCCAUUAAGAAGAUGUCGUACAGCGGCAAGCAGUCGAAUGAGAAGUGGCAGGAUAUCAUCAAAGAAGUGAAGUUCCUUCAGAAGCUGCGGCACCCCAACACCGUGGAGUACAAAGGCUGCUACUUGCGAGAGCACACAGCAUGGCUGGUGAUGGAGUAUUGUUUAGGUUCAGCCUCUGAUCUGAUAGAAGUACACAAGAAGCCACUGCAGGAAGUAGAGAUUGCAGCGAUUAUUCAUGGUGCUCUGCAGGGCCUGGUGUACCUCCACUCCCACAACAUGAUUCACAGAGACGUGAAGGCUGGAAAUAUCUUGCUGACUGAGCCAGGGCAGGUGAAAUUGGGAGAUUUUGGCUCUGCCUCCAUCGUGGCACCUGCCAAUUCGUUUGUAGGCACACCGUACUGGAUGGCACCUGAGGUGAUAUUGGCCAUGGACGAGGGGCAGUAUGAUGGGAAAGUGGAUGUGUGGUCACUUGGCAUCACCUGUAUAGAGCUGGCGGAAAGAAAGCCUCCCUUAUUCAACAUGAAUGCUAUGAGUGCCUUAUACCACAUCGCUCAGAAUGAAAGCCCAGUCCUGCAGUCUAAUCACUGGUCGGAUUAUUUCCGAAAUUUUGUGGACUCCUGUCUACAGAAGAUUGCCCAGGACAGACCUACCUCUGACGUGCUGCUCAAGCAUCAUUUCCUGUGUCGUGAGCGUCCUCUAACUGUGGUGAUGGAUUUGAUUGCACGCACUAAAGAUGCUGUGCGAGAGCUGGACAACCUACAGUACCGCAAAAUGAAGAAGAUACUUUUCCAGGAAACGCACAAUGGUCCUGCUGCAGAGGGCACCGAGGAGGAGGAGGAUGUGGAGCAGUACAUGCUGCGUACAGGCACGGUGAACAGCAUGGAGAGCUCCCACUCAUUGCCCUCCAUGUCGAUCAGCGCCAGCUCACAGAGUUCUUCAGUGAACAGCCUAGCUGAUGGCUCAGAUGACAGUGGUGAGAUGGCCAUGAUGCAGGAGGGAGAGCACACGGUCAGCUCCAACAGCUCCAUAUUGCACAAACCACUGAGCCACGAUAACAUCUACGAUGAGCCUUACCAGCCUGAGGUGGACUCUCAACAGCAGGGUCCAUCCGGAGGAGGAGGAGGCGGUGGAGGAGGAAGGCGCCGUCGAGGCCGUGAUCACUUUGCCACCAUCCGUACGGCCUCACUGGUGACACGGCAGAUUCAGGAACACGAGCAGGGUUCGGCGCUCAGAGAGCAAAUGACCGGUUACAAGCGUAUGCGCCGGCAGCACCAGAAGCAGUUGAUGGCCCUGGAGAACAAGCUGAAGUCUGAGAUGGAUGAGCAUCAGCUGCGGUUGGACAAAGAGCUUGAAACACAGAGGAACAACUUCAGCAGUGAGAGCGACAAGCUCAGCAAGAAGCACCAGGCCAUACUGGAGAAAGAGUGUAAGAAUGCUACAGCAGAGGAAAAGAAGUUCCAACAGCACAUCUUGACUCAGCAGAAGAAAGAGCUUACUUCUCUACUUGAGUCUCAGAAACGCCAGUACAGACAACGCAAAGAGCAGCUCAAGGAGGAGCUGAAUGAGAACCAAUCCACACCAAAGCGAGAGAAGCAGGAGUGGCUGGUGCAGCAGAAGGAGUGUCUGCAGCAGCACCAGGCUGAGGAAGAGGCAGGCUUGCUGCGACGCCAGAGGCAGUAUUAUGAGCUGCAGGGCCGCCAGUACAAGAGGAAGAUGCUGCUGGCACGGCAUAACAUGGAGCAGGACCUACUCAGAGAGGUAUCGUGUGGACACACACACAACCUCAGGAUCCUCUACCCGGACCUGAAUAAGAAACAGACCCUGAAGGACCUGGAGUGCGCAAUGCUGCUGCGACACCACGAGACCACACAGGAGCUAGAGAUGCGUCAACUGAGUCUGGUUCAGAGAACGCGGGCAGAUCUGAUUCGCACCCAGCAUCAGAGCGAACUCACCAACCAGCUCGAAUACAACAAGCGGCGUGAACAGGAGCUGCGCCAGAAACAUGCUGUUGAAGUCCGCCAACAGCCAAAGAGCCUCAGAUCUAAGGAGCUGCAGAUCAAGCGGCAAUUCCAGGACACGUGUAAGAUCCAGACACGGCAGUAUAAGGCAUUGAGGAACCACCUGCUGGAAAACACCCCCAAAUCGGAUCAUAAGGCCAUGCUAAAGAGGCUGAAGGACGAGCAGACGCGCAAGUUGGCCAUCCUUGCUGAGCAGUAUGACCACAGCAUCAAUGACAUGCUGUCUACACAGGCUCUGAGAUUGGAUGAGACCCAGGAGGCAGAGUAUCAGGCACUCAAGAUGCAAUUGCAGCAGGAGCUUGAGCUGCUGAAUGCAUAUCAGAGUAAGAUCAAGAUCCACACUGAUUCACAGCAUGAGAGAGAGGUCAAGGACCUGGAGCAGAGAGUGUCCAUCCGUAGAGCUCUGCUGGAGCAGAGGAUAGAGGAGGAGAUGCUGUCCUUGCAGAAUGAGCGCUCUGAGAGGAUCCGUUCACUGCUAGAGCGUCAAGCCGGUGAGAUCGAGGCCUUCGAUUCAGAGAGCCUGCGUCUUGGCUUCAGUAGCCUGGCGUUGACGGGCAUUCCCUCUGAGGCAUAUCCAAAGCAGGGUUAUCAGUCUGGGCACUGGAGCCAUGGAGGUGCACCACCUCACCCACACGCUCACCCGCGUCGAGGUCCCAGCCGCUCUGAAUCUUCUUCCUCUUCCUCCCAUGUCCUGGGCCCUCUGCACCACUCUUCCCGCUCCUCAUCUUCGUCCUCCUCUUCGUCUCACCAUCAUCGCCACCACCUGGCUCAACACUACCACCAUCAAAGCACACCGCAGCUGUACCGUGAGCGAGAGAGGGAUAGGGAACGGGAAAAAGAGAGGGAGUGGGGAGGAAGUGGUGUCAGGGCUGAGCUCGUCCAUCCGCAUGCCUUCCCACAUCAUCUUCCCUCUCGUUCAUCUUCUCAGUCCCUGGCUCUUCUCCCUCCUCCUCCUCCUCCAGCACCAGCCUCCAUCUCACUUUCAUCCUCCUCCUCCUCCUCCUCCUCCUCCUCUCAGGGGGUAUAUGGAGGUGGUGGAGGAGGGCUAGUGGUGCGAGGCCCAAGCCUGAUGGCUCUGAGGAACAGCCCUCAACCACUACGCAGAACGGCGUCCGGGGGUGGAGGACCAAGUGCCGAUGGAGUGUUGAGCCGCAGCACUUCUGUCACCUCCCACAUCUCCAAUGGCUCCCACCUCUCCUACUCUUAGAGCUGAUUGUAAAUCCUCAGAUUUUUUUUUUUUUUUGGAGGAAGUUUCACUUUUUUUUCAUCUAGUGUAUUUUAAGUGUGGGAGAAAAGGGAGAGAAAUAGAAAGAGCACAUCUUAUUGCUGUUUUUAUUUAGUUGUUGCUCAUCGUAGGCAUUUGAUUUUUGUAAUGUUGAAAACAUGACUGGCUUGAAUCAUCAACACUGCCUUUAAGAAUGUUUAAAGGAAUGAUGUGGUACAUACAUUUCUAUUCGGCGAUGGAGGAUACUUGCGAACUUGAACUAGAUAUGAAUGCAGAAUGUUUAUAAAGUUACAGUUAUGUCUUUCAAACGCUUACACGACUUUGUGCGUGCGUUAAUUAAAAAAAAGUCAGACUUUACGAUAUCAUUUGUGUCCAGUGCAUGAGAUUAAUGUACAAAAAAAAACAAUUUGUAUUUGUAACCUACAUUUGAAUACGUAAGGCUACUGUACUUGUCAAUCGUAGACUUUUGUCAGGUUCCCACCAACUGGAACUUUUAUUGUAUAUAAUAUCCGAAGUGUUAAAGCGUUUGUGUCUUCAGUUUUCUAUAGUAAUGAUAAUCAUCAUAACUUUGAUAUAUGUGAAUGGAAUAUACUGAACAUUAUAGGUACAGUGGGGAGUUCCAUCUUUAUUAUGUGCACUUUUUUCCAAAAACAAAAGUUCAUUUUAACCAGUCAACUUGUAAAAAAAACAAACAAAAAAAAACAUUAAUUUUAACUUUAAAAAAUGUUACUGUCAGAUUUGGUGUUAUAGAUAUUAAUGGUUACAAACAUUUGACUAUUAAUAAUUUGUAUGAUUGCAUGUUGGCUGAAUUGUACACAAUUCACUAAUAUUUCCCCCUUUUUUCCACCAUCCACGAAUACCAUGUUGGAUAGAAAUCUUUUUCAGAAAACAGUAUGAAUGUGACAUCAAACUCUCAAGUGGUUUCAAUCAGUAAUUUUUAAGGUAAUCACACAUGAAGAGACGCUUCUUCUGACGAGUUGGGUGUUUUGGGAAUAUUGAGGCUGUUUCUUUUUUUUCUUUCAGCAAAAUUAAAACAGCCCUUACAGAAAGCAUGAAAUUCAUGUCUCAAAGAAAAAAACAUGUAUAUAAAACCAUGGGAAUGUACAAACAGGUGAAUAGUGCAUUCCCCAGUCAAAGGGUAAUCACCAAGACAGUGUUUGCUCCUCAGAGAUACAAAAAAGUGAGAACCACCAGCUUUGAUGAAUCUAUAAUCUACAUCUUUUGUGCUUGGUUUAAAUCAGUGCAUGCAGAACAACUCCUAUUUGUUAAAUAUCUAGUUGAUGAGAGGGCCGAUGAUGUGCCAUAGCAAUGUAUUUUAUGCCCCAAGUGACUGGUUUCAGAGCAGUGUUCAAUGAUCUGCUCUAAAUAGUAUAUGUAAGGGCUAAUGCGGACUGAGCCGGCCCUGGACAGGGCUGGCGCACGUCUGAAAUCAUGUACGAUGGUAAAGGAGGCUCUCGUGCUUAGGAUACGUGUUUUCAUCUCAAGUGUGUAGGAUGACUGUAAAAGUGACUACAGGAUAGAGCAGCUUUUACUGAAAGGACAUUUUUAGUAAAGACUUUAAACUUAUAAAAUAUUUACAUUAAGCUGAUUCUGGCUUGAAGGAAAUGGGUCGUUUGGAAAUGUGUUGAACAAAAAUGAAAAGUAAUUUAAAAGGUAAUAAAUUAAUAUUAACAUAGAAAGUCUCCCUGUGAUUAUUUCAACAACAAGAAGAAAAUUUAUUUAAAAAAAAAAAAGUCAUGAGCUAUGGUACUUGGAUUGUUGUUUAAAGACUGUAGAGGGAUUUUAGAGUCAGAUAUUUGUUAUUAUUUUCAUUAUUUAGUUAUUUUUAAAUAACUAAAUAACCCCCCGUGUUCCAUAGAUAGUCACGUGCGUUAAGUCCCGGCGUGGAGGAAAGAAAAAAAGAAAGACACGCGCCCUUUAAGACAUGCACGUUAUUUAUACGCUUAUUGUUUCUCUUUAGCGGCCCUGUGACGUCAGCGCUGUGAGCGCGAGGCCGCUUUUUUUGUUUUUGUUAUUUCUGUCGGCAGAGAUCCUGAACGCUUUCGAUGCAGGUCGGCGGUGUCCGAAAGCGCACGUUAGUCUGCUUCAUAGCACGUGAAGGUAGUGUGUGACUGUAGGGUGUGAUUAUAGUGUGUAACGGUACGGUUUGGGAUAACGUUUAGUGCGCGGUUCGGAGAGCACGCGUACACACACGCACACACACGCACACACGGAAAUGGGGGGGUCUUAAAGGGAUCUCUUUAAGAGCAACCGGGGACGUAGCGGUGAGAGAGUAAAGGAGAGGAGGGGGAGAAGAAAGAGGAAUUUAAAAAAGAAAAGGAAGAAAGGAGACAGGGGAGGGAGGGGGAGAGAGUCAGGGAGAGAAAGAGAGAGAGCACCGCGAUUUAAAAAAAAAAAAAAAAAAAAAAAGAUGUCAUCGUGCGAAGGGAAGCGCCGAGGUGGAGCGGGAGGCCGCGGCCGGGCUACGGCACCGCUUGCCCGGGUCACGGCGUGAACGCAACACCGAGGCUUCGAACAAAACACCCGAUUGGCCUGUUCGGGGCGGGCGGGGGGACGCCAGGGAAGGGGGACAAAAAUAACACAGAUUUAUCAAUUGCUUCUGUUUUUAAACCUCUUUCAACAUCCCUUACUGUGUGUGUGACGGCUUAAAGCAGGUGUAAAAACGAGCCAGAUCAAGACGUUCUGCUGCAUGUUGUGUGUUUAUAACGCUGUUUAUAACGCUGUGUACCUGACAUUAACGCGUCGUGUGACGUUUCCGGCGGUUUGUUUACACAUAAAUGUGCAGCGAACAGGGUGUUAAACCUGUAAUCAGUGCAGUGGCUCAAGUGCAGCAGACAAUAAUAAUAAUAAUAAUAACAAGAAUAAUAAAAAGGAU
Molecule: messenger RNA, 6789 nt
Organism: Tachysurus fulvidraco (yellow catfish)
Lineage: Eukaryota; Metazoa; Chordata; Actinopteri; Siluriformes; Bagridae
Gene: taok2b
Product: TAO kinase 2b
Exons: 19
Coding region: 510-3896 (1128 amino acids)
Biological process (GO): protein phosphorylation
Molecular function (GO): ATP binding; protein kinase activity
Source: RefSeq, a predicted model, not a curated record